AUGGGCCUGGGCAUGCUCCUCUUCGUAGCACAGUUCCUGGACUUUUUGUCCACGACCAUGGCCAUGCUGGUCCUGGUGGCACUGGUGCAUGGAGUCUACGUGGUGAGACCCUGCAUCCCCGUCGGCUCCGCCGAACGCACGGCGCUGAUGAGGGUGACUGGUUCCUUUGGCGCGACCUUCCUUCUGUCCACGCUCUUCUGCGGCUUCAAGGUGGACGGACCCAUCAGCCCCUUUGGUGUUCUGCGAGGUCCGGCUGCGAUGCCUUAUUUGCUGAGCAGGACGAUUACAGGCGUUUUCUGCCUCAACCAGGGCUUCACCCUUGCGCAGGCAUCGGAGGCUGCAGACAAGAAACCCUUCAUCCUCAGGUUUGCCUUCUUAUCCUCGGCGUGGCUUCUCAUCAUGCCUUUCAUCAUGCUCUUCUCGAGCGAAGAUUCCUGGCAUCGAGAAGCCGUGAUCAUGGACCUGACGACGGCUGCGGCCUUUAGCAUCCUGCUCUGGGACUUCUGGCCCAGCCGUUUCGGAGCCCUGUUCAGCUGCAUCAAGCCAACUGCAACCUGUCUCACGGGAUUCAGGAGCGGUUGCAUCCCUACUCUGAGUCUGGCCCUUGCACGAGUCUCCGUGUCCAGCAACUUGUGGGCCAUGCUGCGCCUGUCCGUGAAACGCUUGGGACUGCGGCCGGCACGGCCAUUGCUUGCAACCGUGGCUGGCCAUGGGCAACGUAUGAGGAAGCAGUCCUUCGGCUACGGCGACCAUGCCCCGCCCGAUGCGCCGGGCUUCGGUGGUGAGCAUCAGCAGUACCCACCAGAGACCGUGGGCAACACGGUGAAGUACAUCUCCGAGAACAUGACCAACCCACCCAAAUAUAAGGAGAUCAUUGAAGGAAUUGGCUACCCUGGGCAGAAGAACUCGCAUGGUGGUUUGUGCACCCUGGGCCGCAUCUACUACGGCCCGGGCCGUUACGACUAUGGCCGCCCCAAGAUGCCCAAGGGAUGGGUUGCCAACUUUUUCUAUCCUCUCUGGGAGUUCGGCCACAUCUUCUUUGUUGCCGAUCGUUGGCUGGCGUGGCGUGCCCUUCGUCACAUCUUGGCCAUCACCAUUUGCUUCAUCCCAAUGAACAUCCACAUGCAUUGGAACGCCCGGAUGAUGGAGGAUUACAAGAAGACACACGAGUGGUGA
Messenger RNA from Cladocopium goreaui, 1176 nucleotides. NCBI's taxonomy places the organism in Eukaryota, Dinophyceae, Suessiales, Symbiodiniaceae. The record is from the annotation of a GenBank genome assembly.